This is a messenger RNA of Neltuma alba, 1471 nucleotides long. RefSeq lists its product as uncharacterized. The record is from RefSeq and is a predicted model, not a curated record. The transcript is spliced from 2 exons. The coding region runs from base 273 to 1262 and encodes 329 amino acids. NCBI's taxonomy places the organism in Eukaryota, Viridiplantae, Streptophyta, Magnoliopsida, Fabales, Fabaceae.
AUGGGCCCUAGGGAGAGGCCCAAUCAUCCUAUUAAACCAAGAAUCAUUACAGCUAUGUAUACUGAUUUACUAACCGUUAAAGACCUGAUCCUUAGGCGCUAAAUUAGGGAUUACAGAAUAUAUUUAUUUCCUGUUUUGCUUCCUUAUUAAAUCUGGAGGAUUUCAUGCGAUAUGCUGAAUCACUCCUCUCCCUAUAUGUAUCGCACAAAUCUGUGGAAUAAAAUACAGCUUUUCUGCACACAAACUCUCAUGGUAUCAGAGCGCUACCACUCAUGUCUUUCAAAGAAGCUCUGACACGAAAUUCCAGAGCUUUUACAGCUGAGGGUGAGUCCACCUCAGUGACAACUGCACCCCAGAAUAUGACCGAGUCAGAAGAGAUGCGGUCAACUAGUUCAGGCGCACCAAAUGGAUCUGGACCAGAUUCCUUGUCCCAACUGAUUAUAUCCCACCGCCUCAAUGGCAACAACUACCUCCAGUGGUCCAGAAAUAUUCUCAUGUUUGUGCGUGGAAGAAACAAGGAAAAAUACCUUACUUGGAACCCUCAGCCACCAAAAACCGAGGACCCACAGUAUGAAACAUGGUGUGCAGAAAACAACACCGUAAUGACAUGGCUUGUUCAUUCCAUGCUUCCUGAAAUUAGCGAAAACUACCUACUUGCUAGUUCCGCACGAGAAAUAUGGGAAUCAGCAAGGCGGACAUACUCUGUUAAGGAAAAUACAGCAGCUAUUUUCCAACUCAAACGCAUGCUACGCAGCCUCACUCAAGGGGAGAAGUCUGUCACCCAGUACUACAGUGCCCUGGUGCGACUGUGGCUGCAAAUAGAUCUCUAUGAAGUACACAAAUGGUCCUGCCAUACAGAUGAAGUCUACUUCAAACAGGUAAUAGACCGAGACCGAUGUUAUGAUUUUCUUCUUGGCCUUAACGAUUCUUUUGAAGAUAUCAGGGGAAGAAUAAUGAGCAUUAAGCCCCUUCCAUCACUGGAAGAUGCCUUCAAUAUGAUUAAGAAUGAAGAGAGCCGGAAAGCACUGGUUCAAAAUCCAUCUUUGGUUUCCCCAUCAACCAUAACUGAAGGCUCGGCCAUGGUGACUAGAAGCAACCAAGGUGGAGACACAAGGGGAAAGAAGUCCCUAAGGUGUGACCAUUGCAACAAAAAUGGCCACACCCGUGACACAUGCUGGAAGAUCCAUGGCAAGCCAGCCAAUUGGAAGCCACGGCCUAAGGGAGAAGGAUUUAGUCUUGGGCAAGCUGAUUGGCAAAGCUAAAGAAUGUAAUGGGCUGUACUACCUUGAAGGGAACCUGAAAAAUAAAAGCCCCCUAGCUACUGCUACUUCUGCUAUUCAUGUGACUCCAAACAAUGCUGCUGUGUCCCGUGAUGAAAUAAUGUUAUGGCAUUACCGUUUAGGCCAUCCUAACUUUGAUUAUAUGAAAAUCCUGUUUCCCAAUUUCAUGAAUAAAAUAUCUCCUUCUCAAA